AUGCCGUCCCACGGACAACUCACAGUGCUGAUUACCGGUUGCUCCCCGGGUGGGAUGGGCGCGGCUCUGGCCCAGGCUUUCCAUGCUGCUGGGCAUCUUGUGUACGCCACGGCGCGGAAUCCCUCCAGCUUAUCCUCGCUCGCCCUGCAGGGCAUUAAAACCUUGAGUUUGGACAUAACAUCAGCAGCUUCCAUCGGAUCUGCCGUCGAAACUCUGACGGAGAAUCUCUCCACAAGACCAUCUUCACCCCACGCUGCAGUCUCGGAGGGGAUAGACAUCCUCAUUAACAAUGCCGGGGGACAUUACACAGCGCCCAUCUCAGACGCUUCGAUAGACUCAGCGAAGACGCUCUUCGAUCUCAAUGUAUGGGCCCAGCUCGCCGUCACCCAGGCUUUCUUGCCUCUGCUGAUGAAGUCAGCCUCUUCAACGUCCUCGCGUACUGCAAAUGGCCCUGCAACUCCCAUGAUAGUGAACCAUACCUCUGUGGGGUCCGUUAGCGCGAUGCCGUUCCAAAGCCUCUACAGUGCCUCAAAGGCCGCCUUCGCUCGGCUGUCUGACGGCAUGCGCCUGGAGCUAGCGCCAUUCGGCAUCCACGUCGUCGAGCUCAAGACGGCCAUGGUCCGAACCAACUUCAUCCGGAAUAGCAACACGAAUAACGUCGAGGGAAAGCGGCUGCAGCUCCCUGAAGGGUCCCUGUACGAGCCCGCCCGUGAGGUGGUGGAGGACAUUAUGAGCCAGGCGCAGUUUGACGGCAGAGGCAUGACGGCGGAAAACUGGGCGAAGGCAGUCGUGGGAGACUUGAUGAAGCGCAACCCACCAGUGUUCAUCUGGAGAGGAGAUACCGCGCUUUGGGCACGACUGGCGAGUAUGAUGCCUUGUAGUAUAAUGGAUAGCAUUCUGAAAAAGAUGAUGAGGUUGGAUAUUGUGGAGGAGAUCAUUAAAAGUGAAAUGAAGUCAUCUGGGCGUCACUAA
Messenger RNA from Neoarthrinium moseri, 972 nucleotides. RefSeq lists its product as uncharacterized. Lineage: Eukaryota; Fungi; Ascomycota; Sordariomycetes; Amphisphaeriales; Apiosporaceae. The coding region runs from base 1 to 972 and encodes 323 amino acids. Gene Ontology annotation, biological process: triglyceride catabolic process; phosphatidic acid biosynthetic process. Gene Ontology annotation, cellular component: lipid droplet; endoplasmic reticulum. Gene Ontology annotation, molecular function: triacylglycerol lipase activity; acylglycerone-phosphate reductase (NADP+) activity. The transcript has a single exon. The record is from RefSeq and is a predicted model, not a curated record.